UAAACGUGCAAUCUGUAAGUACGAAUACCGUACUUCCCAUCCUAGCUUGUUCCGCCGUUCAAUAUCAUCAACACUGCGCGAGGACACCAUGGCAGUCAGACACCUCCUGCUUUGCGCUGCAUUGUUCUGCCUUGUCGUGACCGGCAACGCCGUUCCGGGGAGGCAGCUCCAUCACCGAAGCAAGUACACGUGGAAGGACUUCGCCGCUCUGGGACAGUUUGCCGGAACUCUCGCCACGCCAAUGAGCGGCAAGCAGGUCAGCGGCGGGAACAAGAAGGACCACGGAAUGAUCCGAAUGUCCGUUUUCAAGAAGGAUAGCGACUAUAACGUUUACUACAACGGCAAAGUCGAUCUGAAGGAUUCGGGUUACCCGACGACCGUCGGCAUUUUCAAGGGGGCAAAAGGGCGAGACUGGAACGCUGGCGUUUGACUUCACUGCGGACGCCACGUGGACGAACGACACGUGGAACCCCGUGUUCCCGGUUUUCCGGCAAUUCGUGAACAGCUUCGACUACAGCUUCGAGGGUAUUUACGAGAAGGCGAGCACCAAGGUCGCGGAGACGGGGCACGCUUAAGGACCUUAUCGAUGCCAUGUUCAACGAGGGUGCGAGCUCCUACUAUGGGCUCGUGACCACUGUGGCGCACGCGACUGGGCGACGCGCGGACAGUUCUUCGGGUUCAAGCUUUCCAUCUGAAUAACGGAUUUUCAAAAUCGAAAAACGGAUCGAUGAAACUCGUUUCUCAGGCUGGGUUUGGGAGGAUUUCAAGUUUGUGGGGUGCUUUGUCUUGGGGAUUGUGGGUGGGUUGGCUUGUGUCAACCUCUUGACACGAUUUGGUGUACGGUACUUCGGAAUAAAAGUGAGUGCGCUGUGCUAAACCGUCCGUCGGUGUGUCCCACAUGGGCACUUUCUCCCAGAUUGAAUCGUCUCAGGCUGAUGAUAAGGUUGUGAUUCCGAGAGUUGUGAUUGAGGGUUUGAU
Messenger RNA from Closterium sp. NIES-67, 978 nucleotides. NCBI's taxonomy places the organism in Eukaryota, Viridiplantae, Streptophyta, Zygnematophyceae, Desmidiales, Closteriaceae. The record is from the annotation of a GenBank genome assembly.